Molecule: messenger RNA, 5632 nt
Organism: Paramuricea clavata
Lineage: Eukaryota; Metazoa; Cnidaria; Anthozoa; Malacalcyonacea; Plexauridae
Source: the annotation of a GenBank genome assembly
AGGAGAUUUGUCAGACAGAAUUCUGAAGCAACAUGGAGAGAUGCUUCCAAAAGAGCAAAUCAUCGACUGGUUCAUUCAAUUAUGUUUGGCUCUUAAGUAUAUACACGGAAUGAACAUCUUACAUAGAGGUAUACUUGCCAUAUGAAAACAUCCGGCUAUUAUAUUUUGGCCCAAAUACCUAUAGGAAACUUUUUCCUAUUAGGUUUAACCCAUGCAAUGUGCCCCAUUACGCCCCAAGACGUGGACGUUUCACUUGUUUUUUUUCAGGUAGUUGAAUCUAAUUUAAUUUUUCCUCGUUCAGAUAUCAAGUGCCAAAACAUUUUCAUAUCGAAAGAGAAUGUCAUAAAACUCGGUGAUUUUGGCAUUGCGUGUGUUCUCCAGAAUACCCUCGACCAUGCUCAAACUGUCAUUGGAACACCUUAUUAUCUUUCACCUGAAAUAUGUCACCGACAACCGUAUCCUUGACCAUGUUGUAGAUAUAACUCCAAUUGUCGGUCUGUAAAAAUAUUUCCUUCACGAGGGGGGACUCGGGGACCGCAGGCCCCCAGUUCAAAAGGGGCCUUAAAAGCAGGGAAGGCCUUUGAAAUUUCUUGAUACAAGUUUGCUUAAAUGAGAAUAGAAAUCCUGGCUAGGUUAGUGCUGCAAAACGCCCAGCUGGAAAAGUUUACCUCGGACCUUUCGUGUUGCCCUGUUUCCUCCAUAUACCUGCUGAAGCAUUGUUUCUUGUUUUUUCCUGGUAACAAAUAGUGUAUAGUGUCGUUCUUAACUAAAUGAAGAUAUAAUCACAAGAGUGACAUUUGGGCUAUGGGUUGUGUUCUGUAUGAGAUGAUCACAUUGCGACAUCCGUUUGAAUCGACAGACUUUGCACAAUUGGUUUUAAAAAUACUUCAUGGUGACUUUACACCAAUACCAGAGUAAGAUAUGAAGGAAUUGUCCAUGUAUUAAAAUUGCCCAGUAUAUAUACUGAGAUGGUAAAUUUUGUUUUAUCUAUAAAGGAAGGUGGCAGAAAAUGGAUUUUGAAAGGUAAAGAACUCUAUGUUUGUGUUGGAAAAUGACUGUUCUUUUUUCUGUAGAAAUCAUGGAACACUCUUGCAAGAUUUGGUCACAGUCCUGCUUCGUGAUGACCCUUGUGAACGACCCUCUGCCAAACAAAUUCUGCAUAUCCCAGCAAUGCAAGCGUACGUCAACAAAGUGUUAGCCCGAGGGAGAACGCAGCGCUCGGAAAGCGUGAGUUGUAGCGAGGGACAGAGUGUUAGAAAAGGCAAUGUGUGGCGAAAACCUGAUGUGAUCCCAUCUUCAGAAAAUAUGAGUCAAGAGAAAUCAAAAAGUGAAUGUGAUGUACAUGCUGAAGAAAAAUCCAGUAAGUUUAUUUUUUAGUUGCAUGUUUGGGUCGUGGUUGUAUCAGCUAGAUACAACCAUGUCCAUAGGGACUGAUGACCGGGUUGGUUAGGGUUAGGCCUGGCCCUAAGUUGGAACUAGCCCCUAAGUUAGAGUUAGGCGUAAAAAAAAACCCCUUUGGUUCCGGUUUCAUAUAUAUAGCGGGUCGGUAGGUUGGAAAUAAUUUUUUUUUUUAAUAUUUUUUUCAUGGUUUUUUCAAUAAUUAGUGUGACAACAGAUGCCAUUUUGCCAGCAUCCCGCAACCACCCGGAGAAAAUAGGGUCGCAUGGUCAAUCGCGUUGAAAAAAUAAUAGGGCCAAAAAAAAUAUGUGGGUUUCCGGUUUCUUCUUAUAAAAACUUAGGUAGGGUAGGUCGGUUUUAACUUCUUUUUUUUAAACUUUUUUUUUUAAUUUUCCGAACAAGCGGACGCCAUUUUGUUUAGUCAGUGCUUCCACAUCCAAAAAUAAAUUUCCCUAAUAUUGCUUCAAAUUUCAAUUUUCCACAAACUUUUUCCUCUAAGUGGAAACACUUACAAGCAUAAAUCCAAUAAAAAAGUUAGGGUCGGGAUUUCAACAUCCAAAGGCUAGGUAGGGUCGGGAAACCGGAAACCCACAUAUUUUUUUUUUUGCCUAGGGUCGGCAGAAAAAAAUAGGGUCGGUUGGGAACCGGAACCACAGGUAUUUUUUUUACGCCUUAGCUCCUAACAGAACCUUCCACCCUAUAGGCACUGUGCUCUGUGAUCAGGUAUGAUCAUAAGGUGACAGCCAGAGGCACCCUUAGAAAGCCUUCAACUCAAUUAGGUUCCAUUCUCCACAAUACAGCUUAACUAAGGGCCCACAGUAAUUGCGGGUUUACACUGUUGUGGUGUCCCUGCCAUUUUUGUCCAUGUUUAUUGUCUAGAUGUCUAUUUGCUGUUCUGUUAAGUGUUUUUGGCAAAGUUUAAUAAAUAAAUAAAUAAACUCUCGACUGCAGCUUGAGUAAGGAUAAUUAGCACAUCUCCACUUACUUGCUUUUGUGUAAGUAUUUUUUACCUCUGUGACUGAUCUUCUAAUCAAUAAUAACCAUAUACAGUUGUAUGAUAAUAAUUUCACCUCACAUGUGUGAGUCAAUGUGAGAGUCAAUGUGAGAAGAGUGGUCCAGUUGGACUGUAUACCAAACACCAUUAGUCUCUUCAGAGACUUACUGGACCUUAAUCUCAGGAAGAACAGUUUCCAACUCAGGGUCAGUCGUAGCGGUCUUUGAAAUCCUUGAAAGUCUUUAAAUUUGAAUGCAGGUCUUUAAAAAGUCUUUGAGUUGUGUGAAAAGCGAAGAAAGCGAAUUCUUUAGUGAGAAUUUGAUUAUACGAUUUCCUAGCUGAUAAAAAUAAAUUGAUUGAAGCAAGAUUUUCGCAAAUAUCGACGAAAAAGUGCAUUUUAGGAUGUGAUUUGACGGGACUAAUUACCAGGUAAAAAUGUUGCGUACACUUGCAAUUUUUCGACAGCUGAUUGCUCUCAAAGGUCUUUGAAAAGUCUUUGAAAAUAGGCAGAAAAAAUCUUUGAAAGUCGUUGAAUUUUUUUGGUCUUGGAGACUACGAACCCUGCAACUGGUGCAGCUAUCCAAUAUAUUAGUUAAAUUAACUACUAUUUAACUGACACGAGUAGGAGUGUUUUAUCAGAUGCGCCUCGCGUUUUAUGUCUGAUAAAAUACGACAACGAGUGUUUUGAAUAGCUUAAAAUACGACUACAAAAGGAUACUAAUUAUGAUGAACAAUUAUAUAAUCAUACUAAUUAGGAUGAACAAUUAUAUAAUCAUACUAAUUAGGAUGAACAAUUAUAUAAUCAUACUAAUUAGGAUGAACAAUUAUAUAAAGAAUACUAAUGAAGAUGAGUUUUAUCAGAUAUGAAGUCACUCCACGUGACAUAUUAUGGCUGACAUGAUUUGCCACAACUGAGGUUUUAGAAUUAUUAAUGAGUAUUUACAGUAAUUAUGCGUCGUCCCUCUCACCACCGAUUAACUUGCAAGGGCGAUUCUAACACAGUCAAAUUUUAACCAAAGUUUUAAAUUGUACAAAAGAUAACACGAUUCGUACAGUCAUGAAUAUAUUCUUUAACAAAUGAAUAUAUUCUUUAACAAAUGAAUAUCUUCUUUAACAAAUGAAUAUCUUCUUUAAACGAAUCCACCGUCUCCAACUUUUCUACUACGUGUGCUUUCGUUUUUUCGUAUCCUUGGCUUUGUAUUUUCUAAAUUUGAGUGAGGAUGAUCUUUUAGAAACGUUUUCUGUGGACGUAUGCUGCGCGAGUACAAACGAGGUAGUGAAUGUGGAAACAAGGAAAAGUCCUAGGAAACGAAUUUCCUCUGAGGUUUUCCCCGCACAAGAUUAUCGAUCGUUUGAUGAACUUAAGAGAAUGAAAAUUGGGCGAGGAAAAGAUUUUGUUCGUGUCGUAGAAAGUGAUAAGGAAAAUGUAAGCGAAUUAUUUUGAAUUAUGUUGUAGAUGUAAUAAUUUAUCAGCCUAUCUUAAACGAACAUUGGCAGCAUAAUCUGCAGUUCGGGCAGUUUAUAAUUCCACGUGAGUCGCAUGUGACAAGAGUACUUCCUGUUUGACUCUACGCACGUAAAAACGCACAAGUUGUUACAGGUCUGCAAACAAGUUGUUGCAAAUCUGUUCACAAGCUGUCAACAAGUUGUGUUCGCAUUGUUUGUUCCCAGUUGGUGUAACAAGUUUGGAACAGGCUGGUAACAACUUGUAACAAGCUUGAUGGCAUUGUCAAAUUUGUUACAAGGUUCUAACAUGUCUGAUACAGUCAUGAUAUAACAAGAAUGUGGCAAGGUUGACGACACAAGGUUGUAACGAUAUUGUUAUAUCAUGAGUGUAUCGGACUUGUUGGAACAACCUUGCAACAAGUGUGAUAGUAUCGACAAGGUUGUUACAAGUUGUUAACAAGUUGUUCCAGACUUGUUGACAAUUUGGGACAAGCAGGUGCGAAGACAGCUUGUUGGCAGACUUGCUACAAGAUGUGAGAUUUGCGAAAAUCAAACUUGUGUUUGUGUACCAAACCCACAGGUUUUCUCGCGUGACCUUCUGUAGUAACACUGGAACAAUUAAGAGAUGGUCCUUACUUGACUUCUAGGGAGAAAAGUUUAGAAUUAUAAUCGUCGAGCUUGCCAAUAUAAAUAAAGUUGAAAAUAAGAUAUAAAAGAAUGAUUUCAUGUCAUGUUAUUAAGCAAGAACGCCAAAUAUUUUGUGGUUUCAUUCCUACAGCAUAAUCCCACUCAACAUGGUCCUUCGAAACAUCGCUCGUACAGUACGAGUAUCGUCCGAGAAAGUGCCGAGCGCAAUCCGUUGGGUGUGAACCCUAUGCGUGUCAAGCGUAGUCCUUUGGCACCGCUGAACAAACUGCAAGUGAGCCUUCAUGCGACGUAUGACGUCAUACCUGAUCCGAAACAAGUCCUCCAAGGUACUUACACAAAACAGUACAGCUGUAGGGCUUCUAUAGACGAUGAAACUGCUAGCCAUAGUAGCCAAACAACAGAAACUGUUGCCCAUAAGGACACAACGAGCGAUAGGCGUGGUAAUAACAACAGGUUGUUGGCGAAAAACUCCUCUGAUCUAAAAACAGACAACUCGACGAGUCAAACAGAGUUUCUUAAAAUUCUUCUUGGCAGCAGUCAUAUGGUGUUCAGAAAUACUUCACCCGAGAGCAGUUUAAAGGAAUAUGUCCAAGCCAUGAGAUCAACUCUUGAGGAAAGUCUGGGACUCGAGAUGUUCACCGCUCUGCACAAGUAUUUAUGCUUUGAUGUGAAGAAAGAUUUGGGCUCUGGGCUGAAUAUAUGUGAGACUUUCUUCCAAGCUUUGGGCCAAGACGGAAUUGUGUUUGUGCCGCUAAUGUUACAAUACAUUCAGUGUGAAAAGAAUUUAGCAACAUAAUGAAUGAACUUUGUUGAACAGUUGGUCCGCAUUUGUUGAAUAUUUUAAUGUCAAAUCAUGCCAAUGUUAUAAUGUACAGUAGCAAAAAUGUAAUAUGAUAUAAAUAAUUUAACAUAAAUCAGCGUGAAUAUUAUUUGAGGAUUAAUCAAGUACAUUGUCAUUGAUAAUCAAAUGAACUGAAUCGAGAAUUAUAUUAGACUGAAAACGAACAUAACGUUUAAUUGCGAUAUAUUUAUGUAAAAUGAUAAAUUUUCUAUAAAAAUUGUAAAAUAAACAUUAAAGAGAAACAUUGAUUAAUUAAAAUAUAGAAUUAUUUUUUUGCUGCAUAUUGGUAAUUUAGAUAAUUCACC